Molecule: messenger RNA, 3182 nt
Organism: Enhydra lutris kenyoni (northern sea otter)
Lineage: Eukaryota; Metazoa; Chordata; Mammalia; Carnivora; Mustelidae
Product: peroxisome proliferator activated receptor delta
Exons: 8
Coding region: 229-1554 (441 amino acids)
Biological process (GO): negative regulation of inflammatory response; negative regulation of transcription by RNA polymerase II; positive regulation of transcription by RNA polymerase II
Cellular component (GO): nucleus
Molecular function (GO): RNA polymerase II cis-regulatory region sequence-specific DNA binding; zinc ion binding; nuclear receptor activity
Source: RefSeq, a predicted model, not a curated record
GCCUGCGGGACGGGAGCGGCGGCCCGGGAGACUGCCAGGACAGUGUUGUGUGGCGUUUUGGGCAUGCUCAUGGUACUCACGCAGUGGCUUCUGUUCACCGAUAGAUGAGGACAGAUGCACCAAAGAGGCUGAUGGCAGCUGCCCUGUAGAGGUCCCUCUGCGUUCAGACCCAGAUGAUGCCAGAGCUAUGAGCGGGCCUGCAGGCGUGGCGCCGAGGGGAAGUCAGCCAUGGAGCAGCUGCCGGGGGAAGCCCCUGAGAUCCGGGAAGAGGAGGAGAAAAAGGAAGUGGCAGAGGCAGAAGGAACCCCAGAACUCAAUGGAGGACCAGAGCGCUCUCUUCCUUCCAGCAGCUAUACAGACCUUUCCCGGAGCUCCUCGCCACCCUCCCUGCUGGACCAGUUGCAGAUGGGCUGUGACGGGGCCUCGUGUGGCAGCCUCAACAUGGAGUGCCGUGUGUGCGGGGACAAGGCAUCGGGCUUCCACUAUGGUGUUCAUGCGUGUGAGGGGUGCAAGGGCUUCUUCCGUCGGACGAUCCGCAUGAAGCUGGAGUACGAGAAGUGCGAAAGGAUCUGCAAGAUCCAGAAGAAGAACCGCAACAAGUGCCAGUACUGCCGCUUCCAGAAAUGCGUGGCCCUGGGCAUGUCACACAAUGCCAUCCGCUUUGGCCGGAUGCCAGAGGCUGAGAAGAGGAAGCUGGUGGCGGGGCUGACGGCAAGCGAGGGGAAUCAGCACAACCCACAGGUGGCUGACCUGAAGGCCUUCUCCAAGCACAUCUACAAUGCCUACCUGAAGAACUUCAACAUGACCAAAAAGAAAGCCCGCGGCAUCCUCACCGGCAAGGCCAGCCACACGGCGCCCUUUGUGAUCCACGACAUCGAGACACUGUGGCAAGCAGAGAAGGGCCUGGUGUGGAAGCAGCUGGUGAACGGCCUGCCCCCCUACAAGGAGAUCAGCGUGCACGUCUUCUACCGCUGCCAGUACACCACGGUCGAGACCGUGCGGGAGCUCACCGAGUUUGCCAAGAGCAUCCCCAGCUUCAGCAACCUCUUCCUCAACGAUCAGGUGACCCUUCUCAAGUAUGGUGUGCACGAGGCUAUCUUCGCCAUGCUGGCCUCCAUUGUCAACAAGGAUGGCUUACUGGUGGCCAACGGCACUGGUUUCGUCACCCGGGAGUUCCUGCGGAGCCUCCGGAAGCCCUUCAGUGACAUCAUUGAGCCCAAGUUUGAGUUUGCAGUCAAGUUCAAUGCCCUGGAACUUGACGACAGUGACUUGGCUCUCUUCAUUGCGGCUAUCAUUCUCUGUGGAGACCGGCCAGGCCUCAUAAACGUGCCCCAGGUGGAGGCCAUCCAGGACACCAUCCUACGUGCCCUCGAGUUCCACCUGCAGGCCAACCACCCCUACGCCCAGUACCUCUUCCCCAAGCUGCUGCAGAAGAUGGCCGACCUGCGGCAGCUGGUCACCGAGCACGCACAGAUGAUGCAGCGCAUCAAGAAGACCGAAACGGAAACCUCGCUGCACCCCUUGCUCCAGGAGAUCUAUAAGGACAUGUACUGAGGGGGCGGGCCGCUGGAGCUGGGACAUAAGUCACCCACAAGACUUUUCUGGACCGCAGCCUCCCUGCUCCUGCGCUCAGACACACGGCCUCCUGCUCCCCGCUUUCUCUGCCUCCCCUUCUUCACCUGCCUCUCUCUCAGAUCCUCUUUCUUCUCUGAUUUCCUUGCUCUCCCUCGCUCUCUCUUCCUGCCUCUUCCUUCCUCCCUUGCCUUCCUUUCUCUCUCUCCCCAUCCCCAUGUCUGUCCCCCUUUCUCUUUGUGAGAGACAGUUUGUGUUACUUCACCAGCAGCAUGGAACAGGUCCUCUGCUUUCGUCCACCCCGUCCCCUGUUCCCCAGGAGCCGGGGGGAAUGGGCCUGCCCUUUGCAUCAACAGUCACCUGCAGGGGUGGGCGCCUCCCUUCUCCUGUCUGCACAGCAAAGGACUCGGGCCAGCCAAAGAAACACUAAGCUCUCUAGGCCCAGCUUCCUGGGGAAGCCAUGCGGGGCCUGGGCUGAUUGCAGCAGUGGACCCCGAGUCACCGGGGCCCUGCCCUGAGGGCCAGGAUGCCUCCCCCAGACUGUCACUGCCCUCCCCUAUCCAGCCAACCCCUCUCCAGCAACACACCCCAGCAACACUGAUAGCAACACCCUCUCUUCUUUUCACCAGUUUGCCAGGCCAGUGUCACUGAUGGUCCCCUGCGCUGGCCGCCAGGGGACACCCCCAGCCUGGAAGGAGACGGGCUUCCCCCCACUGAAGAGGAGCAAGCCUCAAGGGAGGUGGAGGUUGGCCAAAAAGGCAGCAGGCGGUGGACUUAAUUCUGAGCCCAGGCCUGGGGGUCAUCGGCACCCCCUCUCCUACCACUCUGCAGCAGCCACCAACCACGACUCCUGUUUCUCAGGAGUUCCUGGGCCUCAGCUUCAACCAGGAGCCCCAAUGAAGCUCACGCACCUCCCCCCGCACGCACACACAACACUCCAGCAUACACAAGCACUGAAUCACUUUACCUGGUUCUGCACCCCUCCCUUCCCUUCCCCGAGGCAGAUGGGCCAGAGGGCCCUGCGCAGGGGUGUCCUGCUGAACCAGCCCAGCACCUGCACAGUGGGGAGGUGCCCGGGGUAACUGAUCCCGCUCAGUGUGACAUCCGUUUGUCCCAACAGUCUUGCUACCCUCCCCUUCCCUCAGCCCAGCCAGUUUCUGGGAACUCCGCCUACACAGCCUCUGGUGACCCUAGGACCUUGCCAGGCCCAGUCCCACUUCUCUGGCCCUCAGGUCUGCCCUUCCCCUCCUCCCAGGUGAAGUACUCGGCCUCAGGGGAGGGACUGAAGCCCAGUUUGGAUGCUGUAUCUGAGUAGGAAGUCAUAGAGCCCCCACCCCGACCCCAACCUGCUUCUCCAGGAAGGAAACUGUCCUGGAAGGGUCAGGGACUGGUGGAGGGUCUCUGAGAAAGGUUAGGAAAGACCUGAGUUUAGAGUCCUAUCCGUCUGUCCCUGCCUUCCAGGCCUCGGGAUCAUUCUCUACUGACAAGAUUCUUCUCUCUCCCACCCCCACGCUCAGCUGACCAAGGAUUGGGGUUGGGGUGCUCCCUUUGAGCCAGCGCUGUGAAGGGAGGGAUACUGUGCCUGCCCCCGCCCGCCACCCGCCACCACG